ACGACUCAUACAUUCACAUUCUUUGAUUGAUAUCGGUUUGUCUGUUUAAAAAGAUGACACAUACUUGUUAUAUGAUUAUAGCUUUUUUAUAUAUUAAUGUGACAGACGAUUUAUAUUAUUAUUAAGUAAAGAAGUGAGUUUCGCUGGCAAAUUGGAAUUCUUUUACAAUGGCCACAAAACCAGGUGAUGCUAAGUUUGUCAGUAAACUAGAUGAGGAAGGGAAGAAGAAAGCUAAGGAAGAGCUACACGAAUUAAAUGAUAAGGACACGCAGAUAGCAGUUGAAACAUUAAGGCAAUGGGUGGUGGAUCAAGACUGGUUAAAGUCUCCUACAGAUUUCGCUUUCCUUCUUCGUUUCUUGCGGGUAAGAAAGUUCAGCCAGCUUGGUGCGCGAGAGACACUAGAAAAUUACUGGAAAGGGCGAACAAAUAGUCCAGAAUGGUUUCGCGAUGCUGACCCAGCAGAUGAACUUACGCAAGAAAUCCUCAAAACAGGAUGUUACCAAUGCCCGUUGAAAUACGAUAAAAUGGGACGUAGAGUGGUACUGUUAAAGUUCUCUGUGCUGACAGUUGAUUUGAUCAAUCAAUGGACACUUGACAAAUUCUACAAAGCGUAUUUCCUUGUUUAUGAGUGGCUGAUGCUUGAUGAGAGAGUCCAGGUAUACGGAACAGUCUGUAUUGCAGACUACACUGACAUAACAUUACCUCUUCUGAUGGCCAUAACUAAUCCUGAUGUAGCAAAGAAAGCGGUUGUCUUCUAUAAUAAAGCUCUACCGAUGCGACUGAAAGCAAUACAUAUGUACAAUGAGCCAGCUUUCAUCGAUGUAUUAAUGGCAAUAUUCAAUCCAUUUCUACGGCAGAAAAUAAAAGACAGGUUCAUUACGCAUGGGAAAAGUUUUGUGAAAAUCUACGAAAGUGUUGGAAUGGAUAUAUUGCCUGACGAAUAUUUACCUGAUGAAUAUAAAGGAUCAUCAGACGGUUCACAAAAGAACAUAAUAGGCGACAUGCUCGAAGACAUGAUGAAACCAGAAUUUCGGCAGUAUAUCAAGGAUUUAUCAAGCGAUAAGUAUGGAGUAGAUAUGGAGAAACGAAAAAAGAACGACGAUCCUGCAGCUUCGUUUAGAAAGUUGAACGUUUCAUGACCUCAAUAAGGUCUUAUAGGCGAUUUCAUUUUCAGUUAUAUGUUGUAAAAUUGUAUAAUUUAUAGAAUAGUCUAUUCAACAAAUGACGUACUUGUAGUAGACAACAGAAUAGAUAAUUGAUCUUUUAAUAUGUAAAACUACUGGGUUAAAAUUGUUUUAGCUGUUUUUGUCCCUUCCAUCCGUCGUCAUUGUAUUUUAUCUUUUCGCCUUAAUGAAAGAUUGUUUCAUACUUGGAACAGAUGUUUGCAAUAACAAAACACUGCCGACAUGAUGUGUAGAAUUGAUGAAGUCAUGUAAGCUUAGUUAUGAUUCACUAAGCAAAAGUUGUAGCCACAGCGAUUCAAUGUCAAUGUUUCAGCCAUGUUAUUCAUCUAAGCUACUAAAUAUCGACAAAAACUCAUGUUUGAUUAUUAUUUCGCGUGGGUAACAUAUUCGCCACAAGACGAUUCAUACAAAUAUCAGGAAUAAGAGAUCAAGGUCAAUGUCGGGUAAACAGUUUACAUUGGUCCUGUUUCUCUCAUGUAUUUACAUUGUGCAUAUUAUAAGAAUUCGACCAAUUAUGACCCAAAAUGAGAUAAAAGGAUUGACCCCAUCACAAAAUUUUGAUAUAAAAUAUUAAUAGAAAAUAUUGUUUCUGUUUUCACUUUCUUUCCUAGAUUUCGGCUCUGGGUUUUUCUUUCAAAGGUUUGCUGCCUUUUACAAACAUUACAUUGAAUAGCCGAAUAAAGAUACUUGAACAUAUGUAGUCAAAUUACUUUGUUAGUUUGUUUGUUUUGGAUUUAACGCCGGUUAUCAACAGUAUUCAGUUAAUGUAACAUCGGGCAGUUAACCUAACCAGUGUUCCUGGGCUCUAUACCAGAACAAACCUGUGCUCCGCAAUUGAUACUUGUUUAGAUACUGGGAAGUUGUAUAACAUAGAUAGUUAAUAUUUUGUUACUUUAAUGGAAAAGCUUAUUUGCUUAUGCAUUAUUUUAUUUGACAUUCAAAUUGGAUGGGAAAAUGGCUUUGGUUAGCCGUUAAAACACUAAAAAGACAACUUUAUUAAAACAAAUCCCGAAUCAGUGAGAUUUCAUUCAGUGCUUACAUAUUAUGUAUCAGGACUACGUUUCAGGUAUUCAUUCUACCCUAAAAUUGCAUU
This is a messenger RNA of Mercenaria mercenaria, 2277 nucleotides long. Its product is annotated as alpha-tocopherol transfer protein-like. Gene Ontology annotation, molecular function: phosphatidylinositol bisphosphate binding. Gene Ontology annotation, cellular component: membrane. The transcript is spliced from 8 exons. The coding region runs from base 168 to 1139 and encodes 323 amino acids. NCBI's taxonomy places the organism in Eukaryota, Metazoa, Mollusca, Bivalvia, Venerida, Veneridae. The record is from RefSeq and is a predicted model, not a curated record.